AGCCUCUCUCGCUCCCUCUCUCUGAACAGCUGACAGCAGAAGAAGAAGGCCAGCUGGUCUAUUUAUAGCAGAGUCCCUCAGAGUCUCAGACCUGAUCCGUCACAGUCCUGCAGUCUGUGCUGAACACCAUAGCACCUCCAACACUUCAGGACCGUCCGCCGUCAUGCCCGGCAAUCAGGCUCGGAGCCGGGCCAGGGACCGGAACAACGUCCUGAACCGGCCCGAGUUUCUGUCCCUGAACCAGCCUCCCCGCAGGGAGCAAGGGGCGGGGGAGGGGCGAGGGAGCGGGGGUCCGAGGAGAGCCGCGUUCAGACAGCACAGUCAGCAGGAGGACCCAGGAGUGAGGUAAGGCUCAGAGGCUUGGCCCACUGAAAUCACAGCUCACAUUUAGAGUCAGACACAUUCAGUGAUCCUGGACCUGCACAUGAUCCUGAGUCUGAACCUACAGAACUUUACUUUGAAUGUUCAGAGUCCUGGCAGUAUUUAGAGGACUAGAAACUUCAUGAAAACUCAGAACUUUAAAUGUGCUUGAAAUCGUUGUAUUGCUUACAUAAGCAGCUCUUUGAGAAACAUGUUUAAUAAUUCUCUGUUCCUUAUUCUUUAGAAUAGCACUAACUUUAUAUAGACACUGUGAUAAUUUGGACCCAGGAGGACGACAGUGUGAUUAUUUAAAACAUUCAAAAUAGUAUCAACAAAGUAUCUUGACUAAAAACCAAUAUAGAUGUUCUGACCCGUUUCACAUAUUUUAGAGUUAAAAUGACUUAAAAGCUUUUAAUAUAAAAUCGUUUUACAUUUUGAGUCUGUACCACGCACUGCCAUAUUUUCUUAGCUUUUGUCCCCAUGUCCUCAGGGGGUCGAGAGACUCCUCAGAGGGGGCCUCAGGAUCUGAAGGGGCCGUAAAGGAGGACUGUAUGCAGCUGAAUCCUUCGUUUCGAGGGAUUGCCAUCAACUCUCUGCUAGCCAUCGACAUCAGCCUGUCGAAGCGUCUGGGUAUAUGUGCGAGAGCCCAUGGUUCAGGGGCCCCCCUGCGGUCCAUGGUGAGCCUUCUGGCCCUCACUGGACAUGCCUUCACUUGGUUCUUUGGGACUCUGAUCUGUCUGUGGAGGAGCAACACAUUGGCGGGACAAGAAGUCCUCGUCAACCUGCUCUUGGGUAAGAAACCAAAUAUUUAAAACAGGGAAGUUGGGCGUCGGACAUGAUUCUGUCCAACAUGUGACCUGUUUCUCCCCCCUGCAGCCCUGAUCCUAGACCUGAUGACAGUGGCUGGGAUGCAGAAGCUGGUCAAACGCAGAGGACCAUGGGAUUACCCUCCGGGGAUUUUGGAUAUCAUCGCAAUGGACUUGUAUUCUUUCCCAGCAGCCCACGCCAGUCGAGCCGUCAUGGUGUCCAAGUUCCUGCUUAACCAUCUGGUGCUGGCGGUCAGUUGGUUUACUUAUGGUAGUUCUAUGGCCUGUGCUUGAGAAAACAGACUCCUCCUUUACCUUAGUAAUACUGUCUCAUCUGUCCUACAGGUCCCUCUCAGGAUCCUGCUCUACCUCUGGGCACUCUUGGUUGGCAUAUCCCGUGUGCUGCUGGGUAAACAUCACCUGUCUGAUGUGGGUUGUGGUUUUGCUCUCGGUUUCCUGCACUUUAGCCUGGUGGAGUCAGUGUGGUUGGACUCUGCUACUUGCCAGACCCUCAUCUCCAUCGGCACGCUGCGCUGGGCUCCACUCCUCUGAACUGGUUUCGAGAGGUUCAGCUGGGAGUAAGACUUGUCUGUCUGGACUCUGAAGUCCUGCUGAUGCCCAUUUGUAAUGGCACAUAAGGGAUUUUUUUUUUUAACUUGGAUGUAGUUUUUAAGAAUUUGAACGUAAGAGUUUUUGCCUGGACUUUUCUCUUCCCUAGGGCAACAUAUGCUGGAUACUGGAUUUUUACAGUUAAAACUGGUUCUGAAUGAUUCUUCCGCUCGACAGAUGCUGAUUUACUGGCUAAAGCUGAAUUAGAAAGUGCCCCUUCAAAAAACAAGAUGCUGCAUCUCAAGGGGCUAUCCUUAAUAAAAUGAAAUUGAAAAUACUUCACAGCUGCUUUAAUUCUAAUCCCAACCUGAAUGGAUAAAAGCAACAUUAAAAGCUGUGUGAGGAACUUUUGGUUUGUGUUGAUUGUGGCACCCCUUGUGGACAAGAUGGUAAAUCUCAUUGCCUUUUUUUGUUCCCAACAUGUGCAGUCUCAUUUUAAGAUGAACAGGCAGGAACUUUGGCAAAGCAACAAUACCUUAUGUUGAAAAUUAAGCCAGUGUGGAAGUUCUAAAACUGCAGUUCCUCAAGUGUCCCCUGGAGGCUGGCCCCAAAAGCCUGGGAAACCUUAUUAACACCCUUCUUCACAAACCUGUUUUCUACAACAGAAAUAAACAUGUUUACAGCCUGGUAUUAAAAAGGCUUGUGGUGCAAACAGCAACUUUCUCUUUGGAACCCUGAACAAGUUUUUUUUUUUUUUUUUUAAAUAACUCAUUUGUUUUGAAGAUGAUCAGGUAGUCUUUUGCCACACAUGAUAGAGGUUUUAGUUGUUAAAAAGAAAUUAGAAUUGUUCCUCUUUUUUUAUGAAGGUUCCGUUAGCCCCUCUAGGUCAAUUUAAACCCCUGCUCUCAAUUUGUGUUUGCCUCAGAAACAGUUAAAAACUGUUCAUAGGAAUUUGGAGCUAGUUGCACUUUAACAAAGGGUUUGAUGCGGUAACAGUUAGUGUACUACUGUGAGCAUUAUUAAUCAACUACUGCAGUUAACUAAUUUUACGUUAGCCGACUGCUGUAACUGUUAGCUUACAGCUUAAACAGUUACAUCACAGUCAGCUAAAUGCUUAAAGUUACUUAACAGUUACCUCGCCCCUGUCACAGCUUACAGUUUGUUGACUAUUAUGAUGACAAGUUGAAAGAUUAGUGAAAUAUCUGGUUUCUCUGUAGGUGAAAUCCAGUGUUUCAGGUCAAAUAAGCUACUUAUUUUUGCAUCAUCUCAUUAUCUUAACCAAAUUGCAUUUUGUCAAGACUGUCUCCAGUUGUGAAUCUCAGGAAUUUGUAAAGAUGACUGUUAAAAGAAAAAGUACAUGUAUGCAAGGGAUAAGAGCCACCAACUGGUUUUCUUUGUCAAAAUUAAUAUUAGAGUUAAUUAGAGUAGAGGUCAAAAUGUUGACUUUUUUUCUUCAGUUUGUAAAGUCAGAAUUCAGAGAAAAGGUUAAAAAUAAUCAAUUUUCUGACAUUUUUUUUAGUCCCAGAAUUCUGAGUUUAAUGUCGGAGUUUUGAGAAAAGUCGGGUUGGGAAUGGUUCUCAAUUGGAUUCAAUUUCAGAAUUCUUUGAAAAAGUAAAAAAACUCAGAAAUCAGAUUAAAGUAAGCAUUCUGGCUUUUCCCACAAAUUGUUAAAAGUCGUUAUUCCAAACAAAAAAGUCCAAAUAAAUUCACAACAUAAAUUUUCGGACUUUUUGUCUAAUCCCAGAAUUCUGAGUUUUAAAGCAGAAUCAUUUCUUUUCCUUUAAGUUUUUUCCAUACAAAUCUGGGUUUAAAGUCAGAUUUUUUUCUAUUCUUAAAAUUCAAAAAAUUAAGGCAGAAUUCUGACUUUUUUUAUCACAAUUUUGAGUCUCGAGAUGAAAUUCCAAGAAAAAGUGAAAGUAAAUCCAUAUUGACUUUUUUUCCUAAUUCCAGAAUUCUAAAUUUUAAAGUCAAGAGUUCCAAGAAGUCAGAAUUCUACGGCUAUGUUCACACUGCAGGUUAUAAUGCACAAUUCGGAUUUUGUGUUAAAUCCGAUCUUUUUGUGCAGUCGUUCACAUUACAACAACGAAUGCAGCAUCUAAUUUGAACGGAAUGCGUCCGUGAAGUGACCUGCAUGCAAAUUGCUUUCCGCACCUGUUUGUGUUGUUGAACAAUGGUGACGUUUGUCGCAUGUUGAUGAUGUAUAGGUUGGAUGAACGCGACCUAUACGUCCACACUGCAGUCACACCAGAUACAGAUCCGAUUUAUAUCCACAUACAAAAGAGGCCUGGGGCAGAUUUUAAAAAAAUCGGAAUUGCACUGUUCACACUUACAUGAAAAAAUCUGAUAUGUGUCACAUAUGGUUAAAAAAUUGGAAUUGACCUGCAGUGUGAACAUAGCCUAAUUUCUUUGAGAAUUCGGACACUUAAGUUAUAAUUCUGCUUUGAUUUCAGACUUCUGAGAAAAAAAGGCAGAAUUCUGACUUUUUUCAACAUCAGAAUAAGUCAGUUGGAAAAAAGUGUGACCUCAAUUUCUUUGUCGCCCUUAUUCUUCUCAGGAGUAUGUCAGUUUGUUAAACUUUUCAGAUUUUUUUCCUUUUCUUUAAAUCAAUUUUGUAAAGUCAGUGCUGUGGUGUGACUGACUGAUGCUUCAAGGGAAAAUCAGGACAGGAGUUUAAGUUCACUUCUGAGGAUCUGUGAAGAAAAUGACAGCAGAAAAAAUGAGAAAAGACGGGAGAAGAAUGUUUGAUCUCUGUAACAGUUUUGUUUAAAAGAAUUAAAAACUUUUUCAUGUGUCUGUA
Molecule: messenger RNA, 4512 nt
Organism: Xyrichtys novacula (pearly razorfish)
Lineage: Eukaryota; Metazoa; Chordata; Actinopteri; Labriformes; Labridae
Source: the annotation of a GenBank genome assembly